AUGUUAUGUUUUUCGGUGGCUUAUCACGUUGUCACGACAGAGAGAGCUGAAGAAGAGCUUCAAGACCUCCUCGUAUCGCUUUCCUUGUCCAUACGCCUUGACGGUGUGCCAAAAUCUUCUGAACAACUUCAGGUGAAUUUCCUUGUUGACGAAGUUGGCUUUGGCCUCGGGCAUGAGUUGCAGGAGCCGAGGGAAAGAUUGGUCCGUGUUCUUCCGAAUGUACUGUUUGCUGUGACACCACCAACCCUCUAUGGGGUUGGUUUCAAAGUGGUACUUCGGACAGAACACGACCUUGAUUGUACCGAAGAGCAAGUUUUUCGAGCUUGCUGA
Messenger RNA from Didymodactylos carnosus, 330 nucleotides. NCBI's taxonomy places the organism in Eukaryota, Metazoa, Rotifera, Eurotatoria, Philodinida, Philodinidae. The record is from the annotation of a GenBank genome assembly.